AUGGAGCCCCCGGACGCCCGCGCCACCGCGCGCCCGGCCCCGCGCCUGCUGUGGCUCGCGCUGCUGCUGGCGGCGCACCCAGGUUCCCAGGCCAAGGUGCAUGUGUCUGUGCCUCCACUGGUGGAGGUGAUGCAAGGAAAGCCCGUCACCCUGGACUGUACCCCCUUGGAGAACCCUGACCAUUUUGUGCUGGAAUGGUUCCUUACCGACCGCUCCGGCACGCGCCACCGCCUGGCCUCUGUUGAGCAGCAGGGCUCCCAGCUCCAAGGCACAGUGCAUGACUUCCGGGGCCGCAGCCCCCCGUACCAGCUGGACUCCCAGGGGCGCCUGGUGCUGCCCCAGGCCCAGGUGGGCGACGAGCGGGACUAUGUGUGCGUGCUGAGAGCUGGGGCUGCGGGCACCACUGAGGCCACCGCAAAGCUCCGCGUGUUCGCAAUACCAGAGACCACUGAGGUGAACCCCAACCGAGGGACGCUGUCCGUGAUGGAAGAGUUGGCCCAAGAGAUUGCCACCUGCAGCAGCCGGAAUGGGAACCCAGCCCCCCGGAUCACGUGGUAUAGAAACGGGCAGCUCCUGGACGUGCCCAUGGAGGUGAAUUCUGAGGGCUACAUGACCAGCCGGACAGUCCGCGAGGCCUCGGGCCUGCAGUCCCUCACCAGCACCCUCUACCUGCGGCCCCGCAAGUUGGACCGGGAGGCCAGCUUCCACUGCGCUGCGCACUACAGCCUGCCCUUGGGUAACCAGGGCCGCCUGGACAGCAGCCCCUUCCACCUCACCCUGCACUAUCCCACGGAACAUGUGCGGUUCUGGGUGGGCAGCCCGUCUACCACAGAGGGCUGGGUACGUGAGGGCGACUCUAUCCAGCUGCUCUGCCAGGGGGACGGCAGCCCCAGCCCGGAGUACACGUUCUUCCGCCUUCAGGACAAGCAGGAGAAAGUGCUGACCAUAAACCUGGAGGGCAACUUGACCCUGGUGGGGGUGAACCGGAGCCAAAGCGGGACCUACGGCUGCAGAGUAGAAGAUUACGAUGCCGCUGAGGAGGUCCAGCUCACCAAGACCCUGGAGCUGCGUGUGGCCUACCUAGACCCCCUGGAGCUCAGCACCGGGGAGGAGCUCUCCGUGCUCCUCAACAGCAGCCGAACCGCAGUGAACUGCUCCGCGCGCGGCCUGCCCGCCCCCACCCUGCGCUGGACCAAGGACUCAGUGCCCCUGGGGGACGGCCCCACACUCUCUCUGAGCCCCGUCACCUUCGACUCUGCUGGCACCUACGUGUGCGAGGCCUCCAUGUCCACUGUCCCCUUCCUCAGCCGCGUCCGGAGCUUCAAGCUGCUGGUCCAAGGGUCCCCCGAGCUAAGGGCAGAGGAGAUGGAGCCCAAGGCAGAGGGCGGCUGGACGGAGGGGGACGAAGUCAGGCUGACCUGCUCGGCCCGGGGCCACCCGGAGCCUGAACUCACCUGGAGUCAGCUGGGUGGCCGUCCUGCAGAGCCAGUCCUCGGAGGGCAGGGCUGGGUGAGCAGCUCCCUGACCCUGAAGGUGACCAGUGCCCUGGGACGCGAGGGCGUCGCCUGUGAGGCCUCCAACCCCCACGGGAGGGUCAGCCACGUCUUCCACUUCGGCACAGUGGCCCCCCAGACGGCCCAGGCCGGAGUGGCCGUCAUGGCCGUGGCCGUCAGCGUGGGCCUCCUGCUCCUCGUGGUGGCUGCCUUCUACUGCAUGAGACGUAAGGGGCGCCCUGGCUGCUGCCGGCGGAGAGAGAAAGGGUCCCCGCCACCUGGGGAGCCAGAGCUGAGCCACUCAGGGUCCCAGCGGCCAGAGCAGAAGGGCCUUCUCGUGGGAGGUUCCUCUGGAGGAGCCAGGGGUGGCAGCGGGGGCUUUGGAGACGAGUGCUGAGCCCAAGGACCUCCUCAGGCUGUCACUGGACAGAGCUGCGGGCAUCAGAACCCUGCUCGCCCGCCCGC
Marmota flaviventris (yellow-bellied marmot) is the source of this 1958-nucleotide messenger RNA. It is a transcript of the gene Bcam, whose product is annotated as basal cell adhesion molecule (Lutheran blood group). NCBI's taxonomy places the organism in Eukaryota, Metazoa, Chordata, Mammalia, Rodentia, Sciuridae. The record is from RefSeq and is a predicted model, not a curated record. Gene Ontology annotation, cellular component: plasma membrane. Gene Ontology annotation, molecular function: laminin receptor activity.